This is a messenger RNA of Hippopotamus amphibius kiboko, 1017 nucleotides long. Its product is annotated as olfactory receptor 150-like. Gene Ontology annotation, biological process: sensory perception of smell; G protein-coupled receptor signaling pathway. Gene Ontology annotation, cellular component: membrane. Bases 40 to 1017 code for a protein of 325 amino acids. Gene Ontology annotation, molecular function: olfactory receptor activity; G protein-coupled receptor activity; odorant binding. The transcript has a single exon. Lineage: Eukaryota; Metazoa; Chordata; Mammalia; Artiodactyla; Hippopotamidae. The record is from RefSeq and is a predicted model, not a curated record.
AAUUCUUCUUCUUUUCUUCCAUAAAAUUCCCAGAGGAAAAUGACAGAAGGAAAUCAUUCCACAGUGACUGAGUUUAUCCUCGCUGGUCUGACAAAGAAACCAGAGCUACAGCUUCCCCUCCUGUUCGUCUUCCUGGGCAUCUAUGUGGUCACAGUGGUGGGGAACCUGGGCAUGAUCACACUGAUUGGGCUCAGCUCUCACCUGCACACCCCCAUGUACUAUUUCCUCAGUAGCUUGUCCUUCAUUGACCUCUGUCAUUCCACUGUCAUUACCCCCAAAAUGCUGGUAAACUUCAUGGCAGAGAAAAAUAUUAUCUCCUACACAGCAUGUAUUACUCAGCUCUUCUUCUUCCUUGUUUUUGUUAUAUCAGAAUGUCAUAUAUUGGCUGUAAUGGCAUACGAUUGCUAUGUUGCCAUCUGUAACCCCUUGCUUUACAAUGUCACCAUGUCUUAUCAGCUUUGUUCUUGCAUGGUAGCUGGGGUGUAUAUCAUGGGCUUGACUGGUGCCACAGCUCACACAGGCUGCAUGCUAAGAGUGCUUUUUUGCAAGGCUGAUAUAAUCAACCAUUAUUUCUGUGACCUUUUCCCACUCCUGGAGCUCUCCUGCUCCAGCACUUACAUCAAUGAGGUGGUAGUUUUGUGUUUCAGUGCAUUUAAUAUCCUUAACCCCACCCUGGCCAUCCUUGGCUCCUAUGUCUUCAUCAUUGCCACCAUCCUCCGCAUCCGCUCCACGGAGGGCAGGUCCAAAGCCUUUAGCACCUGCAGCUCCCACAUGUCAGCUGUCACUGUCUUCUUUGGCUCUGCAGCAUUCAUGUACCUGCAGCCAUCCUCAGUCAGUUCCAUGGACCAUGGGAAAGUGUCUUCUGUGUUUUACACCGUUAUUGUGCCCAUGCUGAACCCUUUGAUCUACAGCCUGAGGAAUAAAGAGGUCAAAGUCGCCCUAAAUAAGAUCCUUGAAAAAAAGAAGUUUCCUGUGAAAAAGUGUAUUUUGCCGUGGCAAAAAUUUAUAAUUUCCUGA